UGGACAUGUUCACCAAAAUAAUCAUUCACCUAAGUUAUUUAUAGAUAUCUACUUUGUUAACUAUAUAAACAUAUUCUCAUAAAAAAAUAGGUACAAAUAAUUACAGGCGAUAUAUAAAAAAGCAUGUGGGACAACGUAAACAAAAUAACACUAACGAAACCAAACUUUAUUUCGGUUUGAUAACUUCUAAAAAGGACCAACCAAGAUUCGAACCAAACCGGACCCAAAAAAGAACCCCCACAAAAGGCUGUUUUGGCUCAAGCAUCCUAUAAAUACAUCCCAAAACCCAUCUCAUAAACACAUCAAAUUAAUUACACACAACCUUACAAAAUUUACAUUUCUUUUCCUUUAAUCUAAAUUGCUGUUCUUGUCCUGUCUCUCAUGGGAGGUCAUAGCAGAAAGAAGUUCUCGCUCUUUAGCUUCUUUAAAGCAAGAAGAUCGUCUCAUCAUAGAGUUGAAGCUGAUGCAUCAUGGGACGAUGUCGUUUACACAAGAAAGGCAUGGGCCAGCGACGAGGACAAGCGUUAUUGGGUGGCUGAGCCAGGUAUUGACCGUAAAGCUUCGGCCUUCAUCGCCAAGUUCCAUGCCUCUCGUGUCUCUGAAUCCGAACGCCAAACUCUCCCUCCUUGUCAAUCUCAUCAUGACUAGUCAUCAUCGUCCUAAUCACCAUGAUCAUGAUGAUGAUGAAUGAAAGAAGGCCUAGGGGAUGAUUUAGUUUGGUUUCUAUGUAUAUGUCUUUGCUUUUUUGUUUGUGUUAAUGAUUAUCCUUACGAUGAUUUGUUUAUAAAAUGUCUUAUAUGUAGUUUAAAAUCAUUCUCUACAUUAGUAUCUUAAAUGAA
This is a messenger RNA of Arabidopsis lyrata subsp. lyrata, 839 nucleotides long. RefSeq lists its product as uncharacterized. The transcript has a single exon. The coding region runs from base 382 to 648 and encodes 88 amino acids. The record is from RefSeq and is a predicted model, not a curated record. Lineage: Eukaryota; Viridiplantae; Streptophyta; Magnoliopsida; Brassicales; Brassicaceae.